Molecule: messenger RNA, 2445 nt
Organism: Centruroides sculpturatus (bark scorpion)
Lineage: Eukaryota; Metazoa; Arthropoda; Arachnida; Scorpiones; Buthidae
Gene: IntS11
Product: integrator complex subunit 11-like
Exons: 19
Coding region: 106-1890 (594 amino acids)
Biological process (GO): snRNA processing
Cellular component (GO): nucleus
Source: RefSeq, a predicted model, not a curated record
AGUUUAAUGGCGGCUGCCUGUCAAAUUAAAACGUGUCUUUUUAAAAUUGAUUUAUUUUUAUAAAUCGUUUUAUUUUUUAAAAAAAUUAUUAUAUAUUUCGGGACGAUGCCAGAGAUUAAAGUAACGCCGUUAGGUGCCGGACAAGAUGUUGGUCGUAGUUGCAUUCUUCUUACAAUAGGUGGGAAGAAUAUCAUGCUGGAUUGCGGGAUGCAUAUGGGUUAUAACGAUGAGAGGAGAUUCCCAGAUUUUAGUUUUAUAACUCAAGAAGGUGGCUUAACAGACCAUUUAGAUUGUCUGAUAAUCAGCCAUUUUCAUUUGGAUCACUGUGGUGCUCUUCCAUACAUGACAGAAAUGGUGGGUUAUAACGGUCCUAUAUACAUGACUCAUCCAACUAAAGCCAUUUGUCCAAUUUUGCUUGAAGAUUAUAGGAAAAUAACUGUCGAUAGAAAAGGAGAAACAAAUUUUUUUACUUCCGCAAUGAUUAAGGAUUGUAUGAAAAAAGUCAUAGCUGUGAAUUUACACCAGACUGUACAGGUUGAUGAAGAACUCGAAAUCAAAGCAUAUUAUGCUGGUCACGUGUUAGGUGCUGCGAUGUUCCAUAUUAAAGUUGGAGAUCAGUCAGUAGUAUACACGGGAGAUUACAAUAUGACACCGGAUCGCCACUUAGGCGCAGCUUGGAUCGACAGGUGUCGUCCCGAUUUAUUAAUCACCGAGUCGACCUACGCGACUACAAUCAGAGAUUCUAAACGUUGUCGAGAAAGAGAUUUUUUAACGAAAGUCCACGAUUGUAUCGAAAAAGGUGGAAAGGUUUUAAUACCAGUAUUUGCAUUGGGAAGAGCUCAAGAACUUUGCAUUCUUUUAGAAACGUAUUGGGAAAGAAUGAAUUUAAAAGUACCGAUUUAUUUUGCUGUCGGUUUGACGGAAAAGGCAACCAAUUAUUAUAAAAUGUUUAUUACUUGGACUAAUCAGAAAAUUAGAAAAACAUUUGUACAAAGAAAUAUGUUCGACUUUAAGCAUAUAAAACCAUUUGAUCGUGCUUAUAUAGACAAUCCGGGUCCUAUGGUUGUCUUUGCGACUCCGGGGAUGCUUCAUGCCGGACUUUCUCUUCAGAUUUUUAAGAAAUGGGCUCCAAGUGAAAAUAACAUGGUUAUUAUGCCUGGUUAUUGUGUAGCAGGAACUAUCGGUCAUAAAGUGUUGGGCGGAGCAAGAAAAAUUGAAUUUGAAAAUAGACAAGUGGUAGAAGUAAAAAUGUCAGUUCAGUAUAUGUCUUUUAGUGCGCAUGCAGACGCUAAGGGAAUUAUGCAAUUAAUUUCUCAUUGCGAACCGAAAAACGUACUUUUAGUACACGGAGAAAUGACAAAAAUGGAAUUUCUGAAGAAGAAGAUAGCGCAGGAAUUUGGUCUGGAAUGCUAUAUGCCUGCGAAUGGAGAAAGUGUAACUAUUAAUACUCCUGUUAAUAUUCCCGUCGACGUUUCACUUAGCUUGCUUAAAAAGGAGUUGGUUAAGACAGGAUCCGACUCAAAAUAUCCGAAAUUACUUCACGGGGCUUUAAUGAUGUACGAUAAUACUUUAUGGUUAUUAGAACCGGAGAGAGCAAUGGCGGAAGUUGGGAUUACCGGACACCAAAUAAGGUUCACUUCCACGGUCAGAUUAGAAGAUCCAACAGGAAGUCCCGCGGCCAGAACUGCCGAUACGAUUUACCAAAAAAUGAAAAGCAAAUUAAAAGACAGGAACAUUCAAAUGUUGGCUGACGGAUCCAUUUCGAUAGCGUCCGUUUUGAUUAAAGUCGACAACAUCGACGACGAAGUGAAACAUGUCUAUGUAUCUUGGGCGUAUCAAGAUGAAGAACUGGGAAGCUAUCUUCUAUCUAUCGUUCAGGAUAUGCAAUAGAUUUGUGUCCGGAAUGGUUCAUUGUACAAAUCAUCAAAAUUACUAAUUAAUAAAAGAUUUUUUUGUAUAUAAAAUCGAAAGCUUUUUUCCUCUCGAACACACCGUCUCAAUUUGAAGGUCCUCAGAUGCCAAUUGCACAAGAAUUUUUCAUAAUUUAUUUAUAAAUAAAUAUAAACGACCUUUACUGCCUAAGUCUUUUGGCCCUCGUUGCUCGGAAAGAGGAUAACAAACAGCUUUCGGAAGUUUAUUCUCAAAAACUUUUUGGGAUAGAUUAACUUCUGCUUCAUUUGUCUAGAUUGUGGCAUUUUGCUGUAUAUUAAUGCUAUAAUUUAUGCUAAAAUAUUAAUUUUGGCUAUUAGUAUUAUAAAUUAUUAGACAGUGUAUCAUAAUGGCCAAAGCAUUAAAGGUAAUAAGGAACGUUAAUGUGCGAACCGAGGAGGUAGAGCGAGAGCUUCUCCCCACUUACCGGCUUGGCUGUCAGAGAAUGGCUAUAGGAGGGCUAAAGAUAUGAGUGGGGAAGAGUCGGAAGUCGUGACCAAGUGUCCAAAAGACUAC